Molecule: messenger RNA, 472 nt
Organism: Schistosoma turkestanicum
Lineage: Eukaryota; Metazoa; Platyhelminthes; Trematoda; Strigeidida; Schistosomatidae
Source: the annotation of a GenBank genome assembly
GCCUCAUUUUGCGCGCUUUUCGGUUAUGUUAAAAAUGCAACUCACGCGAUACGUGAAAAUAUGCGAAACCGAGGAUGACCAACCGAUCGAAGUGCCUCUGGAAGAUGACGAUACGCUUUUACUGUCAACAUUAACCGCCCAGUUUCCAGAUUGCACGGGUCUGAAGUACAGGUCUGGCGACUCAGGAUGCUAUCGCGGUGUUCGUCUUUUGGAUGACCGUUUAUUUCCUCCCACUGAUGGACACUGGCACGAAAACACUUUUUGUUGUGUAUUUCCAAAAUGUUCCAAGAGGAAAGCAGAUGAGGAUUCGUUAGAUUCUAAAAUGAAGCAAAAACGUUUUGAUAAAAAGACGUGUACAGAUCUGAUAGUGUUAAACUUGCCUUGGCGAGCCGAUGAAGAUACUUUACGUGACUAUUUUAGUCAGUACGGCGACAUUGUGAUGAUCCAGAUCUCAGAUCUUCAUACAGACUAA